Messenger RNA from Xiphophorus hellerii (green swordtail), 3936 nucleotides. RefSeq names its product tribbles pseudokinase 1 (gene trib1). NCBI's taxonomy places the organism in Eukaryota, Metazoa, Chordata, Actinopteri, Cyprinodontiformes, Poeciliidae. The coding region runs from base 549 to 1634 and encodes 361 amino acids. The transcript is spliced from 3 exons. Gene Ontology annotation, cellular component: nucleus. Gene Ontology annotation, biological process: regulation of MAP kinase activity; protein phosphorylation; positive regulation of proteasomal ubiquitin-dependent protein catabolic process. Gene Ontology annotation, molecular function: protein kinase activity; mitogen-activated protein kinase kinase binding; ATP binding. The record is from RefSeq and is a predicted model, not a curated record.
AGCAGGAAUGUGGAGACUCUCAGCGCCCUGUUAAAACUCCCUUUGCCUCAUGCCCGCUUGGAGAGCCUUUCUUUUUUCUUUUUCUUUUUUUUUUUAAAUACAUAAGCUGGAAGGUAACAGUGGGCAGAAUCAUCACACAAGACGGGCUGAGCUGGAGUCUGUGCUGUUACUGGAUUGCUCAACGCUUGUGUCACCAGGAGGCUGGACUGGUCGGGCGGAGUGUUUGAGCUCAGAGCUCGACAUCAGUGGAGCGCACUCACUCUCAACCUCUGUGAGUGAGGCGGUCUCUUUCUCUCUCUGUCUCUCUCUCUUUGUCUGUCUGUCUUUUCCCUUCUUUCUCUGUCGGGGCUUUUCAGGAUUGGAUUUUUUUUUUCCUCUCCCUCCUCACUGAAAGUAGCUCUGAAGCAGCACCCAGAGCAGGACGUUGGAUUCACUGGUCUCAGAAGUCUCCGACGGGAAGAAAUGGAGCGCACAGUCGGCAUAUUCUGCUAGGACGCAUCUUGAACAAGUGGACUCCCUCUCUCUUUCUGAAUCUAAUUUUGUCCUAAAUGGUGAAUCGGCCCUUCAGGAUGAACUUGCAGUGCAGCAGCCCGGUGGCUCCCUGCAUCCGCAGAGUCGCCCACAAGCGCCUGGACUCGGACGACCAGCCGCCGGCUAAAUGCGCGAGGCUGAGCGCCGAUUCGGGGGACCCGCAGGGACUCCUCGGCACGUCCCCCAGCUCCCCGGUCAGCCCCGCAGCCAACCCGGUCCCCGCCACCCACCAGGGACCGUCCAGGAUAGGAGCGUUCCUGCUGCUGCCCCUGGCGGACCGGGAGAGCCUCCACGGCGCGAUGAACACCGACACCGGCGAUGAGCUGCUGUGCAAGGUGUUCGAUAUGGGGGUGUACCAGGAGAAGAUCAGAGCCUACGGCGUUCUGCCACCUCACAGGAACGUGGCUGGCAUCAGGGACAUCAUCCUGGGGGAGCGCAAGGCCUACGUCUUCCUGGACAAGGACUUUGGGGACAUGCACACCCUUGUGAAGAGCUGCAGGCGACUGGACGAGGAGCAGGCCCGCAGACUGUUCCGGCAGGUGGUCCUGGCCGUGGCGCACUGCCACCAGGCGGGUAUCGUGCUGGGCGACCUCAAGCUGCGCAAGUUUGUCUUUGCGAAUGAAAAAAGGACACACGUGAGACUAGAGAGCCUUGAGGACUGCCGCAUCCUUGAGGAUCCCAACAAAGACUCUAUGUCAGACACCCACGGGUGCCCUGCCUACGUCAGCCCUGAGAUCCUCAGCGGCUCAACACCGUACUCCGGCAGGAUGGCUGACAUGUGGAGCCUGGGGGUCAUGCUGUACACCAUGCUGGUGGGUCGUUAUCCCUUCCAUGACCCGGACCCGGCCACUCUGUUUUCCAAAAUCCGCAGGGGCCAGUGCUGCUUGCCGGAAGGCUUGUCGCCGAAGGCCAAGUGUUUGCUCCAGAGCCUGCUGAGGAAAGAGCCUUCAGAGAGACUAACGGCAGCCGAGCUGCUUGCUCACCCGUGGUUCCACCUGCCGCUGUCGCCCCAGGAUGUAGCGUCGGGUGAGCAGGAGGCGAGCUCGGCGGAACAGACAGUGCCAUCCUUUGAAGUGGAGGAGAACGACGAUCUGUUCUGUUGACAGACACGGUUAAGAGCCUGACUAAGAGACCAAAACAGAUCUCGUCGUCGUUUUUGUACAUUGGCACUUUUUAGAAACCUGUUUGUGUACUGGUAUGUGUACAUACAACCUCAAGCUUUCUACAGAAACUCACUGUACUGUAUUCUGAUGUCUUGUAUGUGUUACCUUGCUAAGGGCAUUGCUUACAAUGGUCAUUCAUUGUGCAGUUGUGCAUUUUAAAACAAUAGUUGGUGCUAAAAGAAAUCACAAUGAUUCAGAAUUUGUCAGAUGGUUUUUAAAAGAAUAUUCUCUGCAGGCUUCUUUGAGUGUAUCACAUGAAUUUUAAACCCCUCUCUCUCUCUCUCUCUCUUUGCUUGCAUUCAUGCACCUUCACAAAGCAUUAGCUGAAUCUUAACUGCGAUGGCCAGGGCUGUUGUUCCUCUCACUCUCUGGCCAGGCUGCGGCUGACUCAAUAUUUGACUCGAGGACAGUUUGAGCUCAAGCCCGACGUCCUCGAGCAGACAGUGACACAAAGUAGGAAAGAUGGUUAGCAAGGGACUCGUGUGUCACCCUCAGCGUGACACUACGGAGGUGUCUCACUGCCAAUCUGCCCAUGUCUGAGCGAGUGCAGAUCGUUUACAAAUCUCACACCAUGUGCAGAAGGUUGAGAAAGGCAGGAUGUUGCUUGUCACACUCAGUCAGCAAAUAAUAGUGACACCAGUUCUGAAAGAAGUUCUUGUAAAUAGCCAGCACAGUGGAGGUUUUAUCUCAUUUGUGGCCAGUGAUAUAUGUAUAAAAGAGUUGCACCGAGUGAGGAAAUGUCUGAUCGGACAGGGCAGCUGUUGCAGCCACAGCUGGGCAGGGGCCAGUAUGAAAUUCUCAUGCUAAAACACUGGUUUGAAUUUUUGUGUAUUUAGAUAAAACCUCAAUCAACUAAUCUGAUGAUUAACAUGAUCUAAAAAAAAAAGAAAAGCACUAUUAUUGCUAUUUGGAAAUAUAGGAUGAAUUCAGUUGAAUUUAAAGUGCUUAUUGUCUAUGAAAUUAUCCAUUUUGCUGCGGCCUAAUUCACAUUAGCUAGCUAUUUGCUGUGCAGCUCUUAGCUGGCCCAUUGUACAAUUUUAAAACAGCCUUACUUUGUAAGAGCAGCGGCUGCCUCUCUGUUAGGUCAAACAGCAAGGCUUGCUGUUGUUUCAAGGCUAAAAAUAUUUCCAAGCAGCAAAUUUUCUCUGUUUGUAAAAACGUGAAGCAGCCUUCUUUUGGUUGGCUGAGCCAAAAAGUGAGCAGAAGUAGGCGAAGGCUUGACUGCUCUGCUAUAUGCUAUUAUAACUGGAGAAAACUCUACCCACUCUGGUAUUUUCUCUCAAGUGGAUUUCAAUCCAUAGGAACUUAAUGAUAGGUGAUUUUCACUGUCUUUAAAUCUUAACCUUUUGAAAUCUUGGUACACCUGGAUACCAAAACUGGCCAAUGCCAGCGCUUCGGGUUUUAGGAAUAAGUCUUGUCAACCAUCACUAAGUUGUCAUGGUAGUCAGGAACAGAAAGUGCCACGUUGCAUUGAAAAAUAUAAAUUUCUCUGUGAAGUGGUCAAACCUGUUCUUUCUAGUGUCUUUGGAACAUCACGUCAGUGAUCAAACAAAGCCGAGUAGUUGCGCCUCCAUUUGCUGUGCUUCGUAAACCGAAGGAGACUGAGUUGGUCGCAGUCUGGCAAUAUACAAUGUCUGUUGAUGAGUCAGCACUUAAACUUGUCAGUAGAAACUGACUCUGACCUUGACUAAAGGACUUUCUUCAGACCAGUUCACUUCUUUACUACUACUUUUUUUUUUGUCGUCAGGGACAUGAUGUACGAAACCUAAAAGAGACAUUCAAAUUAUUUGGUUUGUGACAAAAGAAUGGAGACUUCCAAGCCUACUUCAUUCUGAUACGAUAGUCUUGACGAUGGUACUGAAUCUGGUACGUCUGAGGAGUGAUUAACCUUUAAUUUCCGGGUCAUACAGUAGCUUAUUCUAAAAAAUAUUCUCUUGUUUGCUGGAGACUGUAAGAGACUGGUGACAACUUGCAUUGUUCCUCACAAGGAAGUAAUUUAAGAGAUUUAUGAUUUUGUUGCUUUAUAUAUGUAGAGUGAGUCACUCAUAUGACGUGUAAAGUAAACUGACACGGGUGCACAAUCUCCAUAUUGCACUGUGAAUCAUGUAGUUGUGACACAACCUGAAGGCUUCGUCAGCCCCUAGCGGUUACAUGUGAGAGUUAUAUUCAGUGUACAAAGUGUGUAAAUAUGUAUAUUUGAAGUAUAUGUUGAAUAAUUGAAUAAAGAUCACAGUUUUUCAUA